AUGUCCAAGGAAGUGGCAGAAGAUAUAUGCAGUUCGUUGGGUGAGGUGUGCUUUUCGGAAACUCAUCCAACAGAGGUAGGAGGAUGUUGUGUGCGUGUGAGGGUCAAAGUGGAUGUGACACAACCAUUAUGCCGGGGAAGAUUAGUUAAUCUAGAAGAAGGUGAUCGAGUAUGGGUCUCCUUCAAAUAUGAAAGAUUACUCAUCAUAUGUUACUGGUGUGGGUGCCUUGAUCAUGAUGAGAAAGAUUGCCAUUUGUGGAUUGAAAGUAAGGGUUCUCUUAAACCCCAGGAUAAACAAUUUGGACCUUUUAUGCGUGCUUCUCAGAUAGGCAACAUCAAAAAAUCUGUUGUUCAUGUAUCAGGCUUCUUUGAAGACAGAGGGGGUCAUAAAUCAAAUGGGGAGAGGUCACAGGCGAACUCAAGUGCUCAAACGGAUACUUCAUCAUCACCGGAAAACUCUGGCCAUCCUCCCUCUAGAGAAUAA
This is a messenger RNA of Quercus lobata, 483 nucleotides long. RefSeq lists its product as uncharacterized. The coding region runs from base 1 to 483 and encodes 160 amino acids. The transcript has a single exon. The record is from RefSeq and is a predicted model, not a curated record. Lineage: Eukaryota; Viridiplantae; Streptophyta; Magnoliopsida; Fagales; Fagaceae.